CGUCCCAUUGGUCCGCGCAGUCGGGACUUCGGCGGAUUCUCUCUUAGGGCUCAAGGCGCCGAUCCACUUCUUUUCCUCCGAGCGAGCGCUCUUUCUUCCAAAGUGCCGGAGCUGCCAGCCCGAAGGGUCCGGACCGAGCUAAGCUGGGUAACUGCACUGAGGCACCAUGACGACCCUGGAUGAUAAGUUGCUGGGGGAGAAGCUGCAGUACUAUUACAGCAGCAGUGAGGAUGAGGACAGCGACCACGAGGACAAGGACAGAAGCAGGGGUGCCCUGGCCGGUAGCUCCAUACCUGCAGACGCUGAGUUGGCAGGCGAAGGCAUCUCAGUUAACACAGGUCCAAAAGGUGUGAUCAAUGACUGGCGCCGUUUCAAACAGUUGGAGACAGAGCAAAAGGAGGAGCAAUGCCGGGAGAUGGAAAGGCUGAUCAAGAAACUGUCAAUGACCUGCAGAUCCCAUCUGGACGAAGAGGAGGAGCAACGGAAGCAGAAGGACCUCCAGGAGAAGAUCAGUGGGAAGAUGACCCUGAAGGAGUUUGCCGUGGUGAAUGAGGACCAAGACGACGAAGCGUUUCUGCAGCAGUACCGGAAGCAGAGAAUGGAAGAGAUGCGGCAGCACCUUCACAAGGGGCCCCAAUUCAGGCAGGUUUUUGAGAUCCCCAGUGGAGAAGGGUUUUUGGAAAUGAUUGAUAAAGAACAGAAAAGCACCCUCAUCAUGGUCCAUAUCUAUGAGGACGGCAUCCCGGGGACCGACGCCAUGCAUGGCUGCAUGAUCUGCCUUGCUGCAGAGUACCCAGCUGUCAAGUUCUGCCGCGUGAAGAGCUCGGUUAUCGGAGCCAGCAGUCGGUUCACCAGCAAUGCCCUUCCCGCCCUGCUGAUCUACAAGGGGGGCGAAUUGAUUGGCAAUUUUGUUCGAGUCACUGACCAGCUGGGGGAAGAUUUCUUUGCCGUGGACCUUGAAGCUUUUCUGCAGGAAUUUGGAUUGCUCCCAGAAAAGGAAGGCUUGGUGCUGACGUCCGUGCGUAACUCUGCCACCUAUCACAGUGAGGAUAGCGAUUUGGAAAUAGAUUGAACUGAUAAUCUUAUGGCAUGGAUUUCUCAUUGUUUGGGCUGGAAGGCACAUGUCUGUGUGUUUAUUUUUGUUCCUUCCUGUGUCUGCUGGCUUUGCAGCUGUUCUUUGUAGUCCCUUUUAUCAUAUGUGGAGUCAAGAAAUUCUCAGAUUAAAUCAGAAUGCUGAAUCACCUUGUGACUAGCCAUAAAGUGACUUAAAGUUGUAUAAACAGGAAGCUAGGCUUUUGAACGGUUUACUUAAAAUUCUCCAGCAUGACAUCCUUGUUGUUGUUUCCAGUCAAUAUUUACAUGGCAUCCUAAAGACAGUGUCCUGGAAAUUGUCUUCAGAUGAUCUCCGAGGCCUCUGCCAGGUCUGGGAGUAGAAUUCUAUGGUUAAUUUGUUAUUUGCAACAUAAAUAAUGCACUUCCUUCAUCAGAUGAUUGUCAAUUAUAUUUACUUGUAAUCAGAUCCAUAGUCCAAGAAGGAAGUUAAAUUGUUCCCCCUAGACCCUGUUCUCUAUUGGAGUCUUGUUUUAAGAUUCCAGAUGACGUGCAUUUGCCCCAUCAAGCGGGGUGACCCCUGCUGCUGGAGUCAGUGUUCCCCUCAAGCAUUAUUAAGUCUAGAGUAGGAGGAAAGAUUGAUGCUGACUGUCCCGUUGAUGCUGGGAGACCAGUUUGACUUACAAAUGAGAGCUGGGUGGAGCUGGCAAGUCUUGUUAGAGGAGGCUCUUUCAGUACCAUAAUCCUCAUCUCUUUCGCUGUUGUCUCUCUUUUAUGUAACAAGGUAUUUUUCUGUGUAAUGUAGCUUUUAAAAAAAAAACUCUCUUUCCAAAAUGUUUUCUUUGUAGAUGUAGAUGUUUUGCUUGUUGUUAAAUAAAACAAUGGGAUCAUUCUGAGCAUACUGUUUUAUAGUAUGGUCAACCAAUAGAACAAGCUUGUUUUCAUGUUAUGAGAUACUCUUAUACAACAUUUUUUAAAUGGCUGUUGCUAUUCCAUCGUAUAGGUGUGCUGUAAUUUGCUUGGCAGUUGUCUCUUAAAAAGAAAAACAGCACAGACUUUUUAUUACAGAAGUAAUAAUGUUCAUUAUAGAAAAUAAAAAAAAUUAUUAAGCUAAACAGUGAUUUGAAAAGCCUUAUAAUUCUACCAACCAAAAAUAAUCCUCAUUAUCAUUUUUAGAAGUAUCUUUCUAAUUUUUUCUGUGUAUUUAUAAUGGUUAUUUGCUUUUCUUUCCUCUUGUUUUUUUUUACUUUUGAAAAUGUACAUUUUAGUGUUGAGGAAAAUGUAAUCAGGAAUUAAAUAUUAGCUUUAAAAUCCACAGUUUUACUUUUCCUGGCUACUUAGGAAUUGACUGACUAUAGAACGGUCUUGAAAGUAUCUGUUGUAGUUAAUUAAGAAAAAGAAAGUGCAUGGUUUUCUGAUUAAAAAAGCUCAUUGUAAAAGUGUGGAAAGUACAGAAAAUUAUUAGAAGCAGAUAAAACUGUUGUCAAUGUUCUAGUUUAUUUUCUUGCAGUCUUUUUUCAGUAUUUUUAAUUACAUUGAGAGCUUACUACAUUUAGUUAUGUGUUCUAUUUUAUUUAAUAUAAAUACUUUGACAUGUUAUAAAAAUUUUAAAUAAAUAAUUUUUAAUGGC
This is a messenger RNA of Hipposideros armiger (great roundleaf bat), 2680 nucleotides long. It is a transcript of the gene PDCL, whose product is annotated as phosducin like. Bases 167 to 1072 code for a protein of 301 amino acids. The record is from RefSeq and is a predicted model, not a curated record. NCBI's taxonomy places the organism in Eukaryota, Metazoa, Chordata, Mammalia, Chiroptera, Hipposideridae. Gene Ontology annotation, cellular component: cytoplasm. The transcript is spliced from 4 exons. Gene Ontology annotation, biological process: heterotrimeric G-protein complex assembly; regulation of G protein-coupled receptor signaling pathway.